Messenger RNA from Haliotis rubra (blacklip abalone), 643 nucleotides. RefSeq lists its product as uncharacterized. The record is from RefSeq and is a predicted model, not a curated record. The transcript has 4 exons. NCBI's taxonomy places the organism in Eukaryota, Metazoa, Mollusca, Gastropoda, Lepetellida, Haliotidae. The coding region runs from base 86 to 643 and encodes 185 amino acids.
UGACCUGGUUCAAAACCCUCUGGAUACAUCUCUGGCAGAAACCACACCUACAGAUGUACAACCCCUAAAUUUCAAAGCUACAAUAAUGGUUUUUCGCAACCUUCACCCAAGAUCAGGUAAAAGUGAGACAACUCCUCUUGGCAGUGCGGAUAAUAAAUGGAGAAAACAGUGCCAGGCGGCUUUGAAACCUACAGAUCCAUCACGUCAUCAUUUUGGUGGUCAUUUCAAAGUUCACCUUGCAGUAGCUGCAACAUCUGACAGAUGUUAUCGCCUCAUCCUUGAGAUCAUGGAUUUAUUCAGCCUUGGUAAACUAAAGGAGCAGAAACAUACAAAAGUGAACACAUGUCUGUUCUUGGAGACUGUUUCUUUCAAAGAUGAGGCAACCCUUUACAGACUGUUAACAGAAUUCAGAAACAGUGAAAUCUCCAAAGAAGAAUUCAAUCUUCAACUGAAACAGAUUAAACAAGCAAACAAGGGAACUGAAAUCAGUCAGGAGGCAGCUACCGAUGUAUUGGUAUUAAAGGAACAACUGAAAGAAAAGGACAGACUGAUUGAGGAGCUGAGGAUGCAGAACCUAUUACUAAGACAGGAACUGAAUAAGAUGGUAUGGUUCACUUGUGUAAAUGUACAUUCAUUUUUCUGA